Molecule: messenger RNA, 8361 nt
Organism: Girardinichthys multiradiatus
Lineage: Eukaryota; Metazoa; Chordata; Actinopteri; Cyprinodontiformes; Goodeidae
Gene: dennd1b
Product: DENN/MADD domain containing 1B
Exons: 23
Coding region: 669-3314 (881 amino acids)
Biological process (GO): endocytic recycling; endocytosis
Cellular component (GO): intracellular membrane-bounded organelle; nuclear speck; cytosol
Molecular function (GO): guanyl-nucleotide exchange factor activity; phosphatidylinositol phosphate binding
Source: RefSeq, a predicted model, not a curated record
AACAAUUUAAGGAUAAUAUAAACCUUUUAUGAAUUAAGUAAAGAUGUGUAAAGUACAACAAAAUAGUAAGAUUAAAAAGAUAAAUAAAGAACAAGCAUGUUAGGUUUGCUCUGCAGAGCAGCACCUGAAACACUGUACUGCAGAAAGACCCUCUGGGAGCCAGCGCUAAAGGCUGCACUUUUAUUGAACUAAUAUUAUAAAACUAAUAUGUGUCAUAGGGAAGCCCCUGUUUAUAAGAGGCAUGAAUCACAUGGUUCAGGUGUGCAUCAUCAUCACCCUCCAUGUUACUCAUCCAUAGUGGAAGCGGGACGCUCGUGGGCAGCAAGGUGCUCAUCUGACGUGCCGACGUCACCGGGUCUUUGACAGCACUUCCUGGAGUGGUGUUUGUUGUGGGAAACAGCCCCGGUGCUGCUGAGCUGAACUGGGGAUUUAGGCCACAUAAACGGCGGGCACAGACGGGACACGUCGCUGCUUCUCUCCCGCCUUCAAACAUGUGGCCGCGGACGCCUUUGACCGCUCUCAGAUAAGCGCAGAAGAGAGGAGGAAGAGAAGAGGACGCUGAAGAGGCUGAGGAAGGACGAGGUGGAGGAAAAAAAAAAAAAAUAUUCUCAGAGCAGCGCAGCCGAGCCGCCGACAGCACGGAGCUGUCGCGAUGUUGUAACUAAACCAUGGACAGCAGGAUCAAGGAGAACCCAGAAAGAACAUUUGAUCUGGUUGUACAAGUGGCGUGCCCAUCAUCUGAAAAUGAGGAUCCAACCGUGCUGUGGAGCUUCCCCCAGGACCACACAGACCAGGAGGUUCUUCAGACAAUACCGAAGUUCUGCUUUCCCUUUGACGUGGAAAGGGUUUCCCAGAGUCAGGUUGGGCAGAACUUCACCUUUGUUCUCACAGAUAUCGACAGCAAGCAGAGGUUUGGUUUUUGUCGACUCACCCAAGGUUGCCGGGUCUGCAUAUGUCUCCUCAGUUAUCUACCAUGGUUUGAGAUCUACUACAAGCUGCUGAACACACUGGCUGACUACCUAACAAAACAUCAGGAAAAUAACUUGAAUGACUUGCUGAAUUCUCUCCAUGAGCUGCCUGUGCCAAAGCCUUUCACGCCAGUCAACUUGAACGUGAAUAAGCGGUUGUGUAUUGCCACUGGGCAAGCACUGAGAGAUCAGCGAAGCAACGAGCCGCACUCCUACUUCAUCGCCCCGGAUAUCAAUGGACUGCCAACCAUCCCAGAGAGUAGGAACCUGACUGAGUACUUUGUGGCUGUGGACGUCAACAACAUGCUCCAGCUCUACGCCAGUAUGCUGCAUGAACGACGCAUCAUCAUUACCUCCAGGAAGCUUAGCACUUUGACUGCAUGUGUCCACGGUGCAACGGCUUUGGUCUUUCCGAUGUACUGGCAGCACAUCUUCAUCCCGGUGUUGCCUCCGCAUCUUCUAGACUACUGCUGUGCUCCGAUGCCAUACUUUGUGGGAGUUCACUAUAGUCUGCUUGAGAGGGUCCGCAGUCGAUCACUGGAGGAUGUGGUCAUUCUGAAUGUGGACACAAAUACUCUGGAGACCCCCUUUGAUGACCUGCACAACCUGCCCAGUGAUGUGGUGUCCACUCUGAAGAGCAAGCUGAAGAAGCAGUCCACGGCAACAGGAAGUGGGGUGGCGAUGGCCUUCCUGAGAGCGCAGGCCGCUCUGUUCGGAUCGUACAGAGAUGCCCUCAGAUAUAGACCUGGGGAACCAAUCACAUUCUGUGAGGAGAGUUUUGUCAACCAUCGCUCGAGCACCAUGAAGAACUUCCUGUCCAUGGCUGUCAACCUGCAGCUCUUUAAACAGUUCAUCGACGGACGACUGGCCAAAUUAAACGCAGGCCGUGGCUUCUCCGACGUGUUUGAAGAAGAGAUCACAGAGGGGGGCUUCUGUGGAAGUAAUUCAAGGUCUUAUCAGCAAUGGAUGCACACUGUGAAGAGAGGAGGAGCAUUUUUCAACAUAGCUGUGUCAAAGGCCAAGGUUCAUGCCAAGCGGGGCAUUCGGGACAUUAAGGGCAGGCUUAAAGCAAGGGAGGAAGAAGAAGAGGGGAUGACAGUCCGUCCAGGGUCUCCCACCAGCACCAAGAGCCUGUCUCCUAGGAGACUGCAAAAGAUGAGACGGCACAACUUACACAAGUCUCCCAUGAGCAUGGGCCCUCGAGAUCUUGGCUGUGGGCUCGACGAUGACGAGUUGGACACUGCGAGCAAGAUCUCCUCUGAAGAUAGUGGCGAGGUCAAUUCAUACACCGAGGACAGCGAUGAUUCGGACUCCUUCUAUCCGGACAUCGACCCCUCGCCCUCCAGCCAGAUGAACCUGCUGGAGGAAAUCCUGGAUUCUCUGACCACCACAACUAUGGAUCAAGGAAAACUAAGUGCUGCCAAGAGCUUGGACUUCUUUAGGUCCUUGGAUGACUUGGACUACAAGGUCCAGUCUAUGUCCACGCCUUUCAGUGAGUCCACAGCUGCAGAGGAGGACAGCUUUGAUGCUGCAACUGAUCACGGAGGAUGGAACAUGGGUCAGGAUGACAGCGCUGUCCAUGGAAAACACCUUCCUCCAUCCCCACGCAGACAACCCAACAAGAGCAGCCUGAAGGGCUCCAAAAACUCUACAACUUUCUCCACAGUGACCCCCUGCUCAGCUCCUUUCCCUGAUGCCAACGGCACCAGGUCAGAUCUUCCUCCUCCAUACUCCUCUAAGUCCCAUUCCGAUACUCACCUUCUGCCAAAGGGAAGACAGCCAGGAGACCAUCGGUUAUCCUAUUCCCCCUUACUGUCCCAUAAAGUUACACCCGCAUCCCCGAGUCUCUCACACACCCACAGCUCUGCAGCACCUGCAUCUCAGCCAAAUUCGUCUCCAGAACCGACGAGCCGAAAUCGUACCAUCUCAGAACCUCAGGAAUUCUACGAGCCUUCACAAAGCCAGAACCAAACUGGGUCCACCGGCAUGCUGAGGAGAAAGGUGCUGUCCAAAGAGAUGGUAAAAAACUACCACGAGAGGUCCAUCAAGAAGCAAGGCAGCAAAGGAAACCACGACAGCCAGGCGGGCGCAGCGAAGAACAGCCAGGCCGGCAUCCAGGUCCCAUGGGAGAAGGAGGUUUCCAAAGAUGGACUCCUGGGUCUUGGCCUAUGCCUGGGUCAGGGUAAAAGCUUGGGGCCUGCUGGGGGGCAGGAUCCGAGCCUGCUUGAGGAGAUUGAGUCCAUGUGUUGCCUCAGCUCACCCAUUCACAGCAGCCUGCAUCUCUCUCAAGUCCACUGCAGCAACAGCCACCAUCAGGUCCAAGGAAAAGCCACUGAGAAGUCCUAAAGAACACAAAGGACACCACGUCUGUGGACUGACUCAGGUUCUGCUCCUCUAUUACAGCUGAUAACCAGCCCUGCCCUGAUUAACUGAACUCUUGAUCAUAAAGGGAACAUUGUGAACAAACAAAAAGCCAGAGAGCAACGAGCGGGAAGUGCUGAAAGGGAGCGCUGCAGAGUUCUCCAUCUGUACUCCAUCUGCUAGGGUGAAAUAAAUCAGAUUACAUAAAGAAUACCUGACAAAUGUUCAAAAAUGUGAAGUAAAAUUAUUAUUUAAAAAAAAAUAAAAUUAUGAUUCAGAUUAGGAAUACGUAAGAUUAAAAAAGUAAAACAAAUUUAAAAAUUCGCUCAACCUUUUUGAAAUAUUGAAUAUGUUAAACAUCCAUAAAAUAAAAUUUCAAGUAAAUAUAGGUGGAGAUGUCUGCAGAGUUUUCAGUUCAGUUGCUUCAUUUCUAAGGCUGCAAGUAUCUGAACACUAGAGAUGCACCGAUCAGGCUUUCCUGGCCAAUACUGACUGCUGGCUUUCUUAUGGUCUGACCUGGAUCCAGUUUUUUGUUCUAAGUAGUAGUUCUAAAUCCAACACAAAUAAAAAGUGUUUACAAGGUUAUGCUACAUUAUGCCUUAAAGCAUAUGUUACUGAACUUCAUGAGAUUAUUUUUAUUCAUCUGAAAAAAGUACUCUAGUGUACAUUCUGACAGUUGAUGUGUUUUAGACCAAAUUUUUUUAGACGUUCCUGCAUUUUGGGGCAUUCAAUAGGAAAUUAGAUUUUUGAGCAUUUGACCUGCUGAUCAGUGUUCAGAGCCGAUUUCAACCUCCAGCAGAUUGAUCGGUGCAUCUCUACAGAGCACUUUAGUUUAAAUGAUUUCAUGUCAGUACUUUGUAAGGAUUAAAAAGGGCCAAUUUCACAUUAACAUACCAUCAUGAUCUGAACAUUUCAUAUAAUGAAUUUGCACUUAUGGAUUCGUUUAUAAUACUCAACUGUUACUACUUGGUACUAAACUGCAAAACCAGCAAAUGUGACACAGGAAGUGAAAUGCACAAUGUCCACGCAGGCCUUUGAAAUUAAUGAAACUCUGUUGGAUUAAUGAUUUUAAUGCCUUAAGCGGACAUGUGAUUUGUUUUGAUACAGAUGUCUUAAAGUUUAGAUACAACUGCAGGUACUUUCUAAUCACAAUCUUAAAUACAGUAGCAAACAUUUACAGAGACGGCUUGACGGAUUGUUUUUGAUGAGUUUUGUUUAUGUUAAUCCUAUCUGUUCAGACUUAAUAACCACGUCUAAUGAAGUGAGCACAGUUAAAAUAUAUAAUUAAUGACUAGGAAAAGCCAGAAUCUGUACUUCAUCUCUUUUUCUUUCUGUUUCCAAUCGGCACUCACCGCGUCAGCUGUCUACCUUUUGCUACUCCCAGGAUGUUUCUCAGUGUCGACCUUUUAAAUUAAAAACAGUUGUUGCCGAACUUUGAAGGUUGAUGAUGAAGCAAUCCCACAAACAGUCCUAAACCAGCUCUGUUCCUCUUACUCCAUCUCUUCAGACUUCCCUAACCUCUCUGUGGCACUUUGCCUUCAGGCUGUUUCCUUUUACAGAAAUGUCAACUAUAAAAUGGGUGAUGAAUAACAGGAAUAACUUAUGUUGUGUUGAAGUUUUUAAAGAUUAAUUUAAACUGUGUGGAAUCUUUCUUAGUUUAGUUUUUUUUGUAGGAUUUGUUGACAGACAUCACAGUUAUCUUUCUCUUUUUUGUCUCCAUCUCUCUUCCUUUCUCUGUGUUUUAAGAGAAAAUGCAGCCUCUGUCAGACCAGGAAAGAGUUGCACUGUGUACUGUAUUGCAGUGGAGGAUAAUUGUACUGUAAUGUAGCAAUAUACUGCAGGUCUUAGAGUCGCUGCGUGGAUGUAAUGUGUUCAGGGUCUAAAGUAUUUUUAUAAGCAUCUCUCCUGUGGAGAGAAGCGCCAGCGUUCAGGCAUCGCGGCUUCCCGUUGUUCUCUGCGUCACCUCAAAUUCAGAGGAAGAGAACACUCUUUCACGCGCUUGGGUUGGGAUUACUACAUUUAUGGUCCGUUGUUCUUAUGAUUUAUGCCAGACGCCAGUCGGUGCGGCAGUUUAAUUGCGGCUGUUUCUCCACUUCUCGAGUGCUGCUCUGCGUUAACGAUUUGCCCAUAAAGUCUUUGGCAUGCUUCUUACAAAGCUAAAAAGAAACUGGUAAUUCCAAGAAAUGUAAAAAAAAAAAACAAGUCCAGAACAAUUUUUGCACUGGCCCCACUCACUAUAAACACUUUAACAAACUUGUGUACUAUGCAAAUAUUUAGAAAUACUCUUUGAGGCCAGUUUUCUUCGGCAGUAUUGAUUCCACUCAAUAAAAAUAUGAUCCUGUUUUCUGAUACAAGUAAUCCUCAAAAUAUAUAAAAAGUAGGGAUGUCCCAGGCAGGAUUUUUAUUUUGUCCCUGAUACUGAUCAGUAGUAAAAGAUUAAGGCAUCUUGCUGCCACAGAGUGUGAUAGUUCUUCAAAUAAUGACAUGUAUAAGCUUAGAAACUCAGAUUCGGUCUACAUUUGUAGCGUGAUUGUUUCCAACAUAUGUUCAGGAUGCUGUAGUAUCAGACAGCACCGGCUAGUUUAUCCAGACUGGUGUUUUCAAACAUAUCUGACUCGAAGCUACAGACCUAAUAAAACUCAUCUUAUUCCUGCUGAUUUUCAUGCAAAGCAAUUUGCUCAGAUGCUAGGCUAACUCUCUGGUUUGAUAUCAUUUAUUAAUAAUUUGACAGCUAUCUUGUCUCAACUGAACUUUUUUAGUUAUGUCUGACUCUAGUUACUGCUACAUAACUCAAUAAAGUCAUGUCUUGCUCCUGCUGAUGAGAUGUUCUUCCGGAGGGGUUUUCUGAAGAGCUCGGCUAAUGCUAGCAUGUUUACUCUCUGUUUGAUAAUGACGCGUUGAUAACUUGACAGAUAUUUUAUCCUAGCCAGAGUUUCUAAAUUAUAUCUUACUCAGCAUACAGCUACAGUCUUCCGUAAAGUCACAUCUUGCUCUUACUGAUGAGAUUUUCAUGUUAACCAUCUUGCUAAGCUAAUGCUAGCAGGUUAAUUCUUUGUUUUGAAAUAGAAAAAACUGAAACAUAUUUCGGCCCAAUAAUAGUUUCUACAUCAACAGCUUCAAAAAAAUCACAUCAUGCUUCUGCUGACAAUGUUUUCAUGCAGAUAGGUUAGGAAUGCUAGAUUAACGCCUCCAUGUUUUCUCAAGGUUGUGUUAUUUUAUCUUGUUACAUAUUUCAUUUGAGUUCCUGUUAUUUGUCUGGACAAAAUUUACAAAAAGUAUUUUUCCUGAUUUACAAACUUUGUUUCUCUUGGACAACAUAUAUUUUAAUGUCUAGUGUUUCAGCUGCUCUCCCCAACAUUGACAGCUGUCUAUGCACAGCAAACAAGACAUAGGCAGAGACAAGCACCCGCCAAUACAGUUUUAGUUUCACUUUGAACAUAAUUUUAAAGGGUGAAAGGCACUUAGAUUGUGAGGGAAAAACGCACAUUUGCCAGACUGACCAGAUAAACAAGACGUUAUACAAACUUUGUUCAAGAAAAAAGGCGUUGAAUUUAAAAAAAGCAGCAGCCUGGCUUGCUAGGAGUGGCACUGGAGUAUUUGGGACAUCCCUAUAAAAAACAGCUUUAAAUGUGUGUGAGUUGACCUAUGUUAUGGAUUUAGUGUGAGGUGUGCCUUAUACAGUAAGUAACCCUCUGUAAUUGCAACAUGGUACUAUAUUCUAGACUACUGUGGACCAACUUUGAUCGCGAUAAGGGGUGAGGAUGUUGGUUUUUAAACCACAGACAGACAUAAAAUCCCCCAAAAUGAACUUUGAUGUGUUGUUGUCACAGCUGUGGUCAGUCUCUUUGUUUUCCUUUUCUGCGUUGGAUUGUGGGAAUCGUCCUGCUCAUAUUUUUCUUUUUAUAUCUUUCUUUUGUAAAUUGACUGCUUCUUCUGAUUGUACUCGUAGGUUAAUUGUUUGUAUUGUUUGUGUGGGUUUUCUUCCUCUGAGUGGACUGAAUUAAACAAAGGCAUAAUUCUCAGAGGAGUUUCUCUAAUUGAUUUCAUAAGGAUACAAAAAUUAUUUUCAACUGAAUAGAUGUGUAUUUUUUCUGGCUUGAAUAUAUUUUACAUGAAGUAAAUAUAUAUAUAUAUAUAUAUAUAUAUAAAACGAUUAUGAUUGGUGUUGAAUAUUGUAAAGAGAUAACACCUAAAUUUUGAAUGUUGGAGAUUUUAUUUUUGGAAACAGAAGAGAACAUUAAGAAAUGUCCCAUGUAGCAGAAGUCGUGUAGAAGGAUGUGAUGGCUUCUGAUCUGAAGAGGCUGAUGAUUGUGAUGCAGUGCUCACUGUUGUAAUCUGCAUGUUGGUACUGUACACUUUGUUGCGUAUCUGUCCUGUUGGUACUCGUAUUAUUUCAGUAUUUAAAGCGUCAAAAAAUGCUUUGCAUUGAGUUAAAAGUUGCCUGCUGCACAUUUUUCUUGUUGAGAAACAAACCUCUGGUGUUUUUUUGGUUCUGCUGUGUAUUUGUCUGGAUUGGGGAGUACUGUCGGAGGACAGGAACACUUAAAAAGCUUUAGUAACUUAGUUCCAAAAAGAGUGAGGAACCAAGACAGAUUUACCAUUUCAGGGUUAAGAUGACACUGUGUAACGUUCACAGUAAUUAUAUUGUUUUUGUCGUGUGAUUACAGAUUUGGAGUGAGCAGGAGGGGAUAUUUGAUGUAGCAGCCUUCACUGAAUAAUGGAAUAAAAUCAAACCACAAAAACAUUUUUCUCCAACCUUAUUUGUGACUUGCAUGCUGAAUGUUACAGCCAGCAGCUUUCUUCAGUUUGGUAUCUUUAUCAUGAUUAACACUUUAUGAGUUAUGAUAAUUCCUGCUUUUUAUGAUUAUUAUAAUUUGUGAUCUUUUUUUCUUGGUGGUGCACUCUUGCAUGUGCUCAUCACAGGUGUCUCAUACAGCUGAGGUCAAUUUAUUGUACUACUGAUGAGUAACCUGGUACAACGGUACAUAAUGUACACUGUGAAUUAAAAAUAAAUGAUACCGUUUCAUGCUGA